Panicum virgatum (switchgrass) is the source of this 902-nucleotide messenger RNA. RefSeq names its product protein PROTON GRADIENT REGULATION 5, chloroplastic-like. Gene Ontology annotation, biological process: photosynthetic electron transport in photosystem I; response to high light intensity. The record is from RefSeq and is a predicted model, not a curated record. NCBI's taxonomy places the organism in Eukaryota, Viridiplantae, Streptophyta, Magnoliopsida, Poales, Poaceae. The coding region runs from base 227 to 598 and encodes 123 amino acids. The transcript has 2 exons. Gene Ontology annotation, cellular component: chloroplast. Gene Ontology annotation, molecular function: electron transfer activity.
UUGUUUGUUAGUUUGGGAAGCCGAUCGUUUUCUUGGCGGAGAGACGGCGGGUGUGGUGUGGUGUGGCUCGCUCCCCACCACAAAGCAAGCAGAGAGCUCGUCCUACACCCUUCUUCCUCCAUCUCUUCCGCUUCAUUCAUUGCCUGCCUUGUAUUUUCCUUGGACAUUGCUGCUGUGCUUGCGCGAGAUCCUAUAUCCUGUAGGAGCAAGCUAAGAAGAAGAGGGCAUGGCGGCCGCUGUGUCCUUCUCCCGGGUGCGGGCACUCCCUACGUGGUCCAACUCCGUGUCCGGCUCCGGCGAUUCCUCCUACUCGGUGGUGGCCAUGUCGCGGCGCCGGUCUAGUGCGCGGCCGCUUCGGUCGCCGGCGCGGAUGAUGGGCAACGUGAACGCCGGCAAGGGUCUGUUCGCGCCGCUGGUGGUGGUGGCGCGCAACAUCAUCGGCCGCAAGCGCUUCAACCAGCUGAGGGGGAAGGCAAUCGCGCUGCACUCGCAGGUCAUCACCGAGUUCUGCAAGACCAUCGGCGCCGACUCCAAGCAGCGGCAGGGCCUCAUCCGCCUUGCCAAGAAGAACGGGGAGAAGCUGGGAUUCCUGGCUUGACAUGGGUCCACGCCGGGCUCCCCACCAUCCAUGGCUCUCUCUCUAUAUACAUAUAUAUAUAUAUUUAAUUAUGAUGAGUCAAAGUACAAGUACUCCGUCCAUCACCCAUCCAGUGGUGAAUGAAGAAAAAACAAAACAAAACAGCAAGUGAUCGAAAUGCUUCUGUUCCAUUAUUCAGUUUCUGAUGCUUCGCAAAAAAAAAAAAAGUGAUCGAUGCUAGCUAGUACUUUAGCUGCUUGUUGCUUGCUUCUUCAUUCAUGUACUUGGACAGUACGAGUUAAUUAUUACUUGUUCUUGGACAUUG